AUGAUGAAGGGCCUGAUGUCACGGAAAUUUGACUUUCAAGACCUAUCCACAGUAACUCUAACACAGACAUGCAGCGCAGUAGUGACAAGACCCAUGGCUAAAAAGAUGUCUGAUCCAGGUAGCUUCAUUAUUCCGCGCACUAUUGGGAGUUAUGCUUUUGCAAAAGCAUUGUGUGACUUAGGAGCCAACAUAAACUUGAUGCCUUUGGCAAUAUAUACAAAACUGGGCAUUGGCAAAGCUAGACCGACUUCGAUACUGUUGCAAUUGGCUGACCGCACGGUUAGAAGACCGACGGGGAUUCUUGAUGAUGUGCUAGUACAAGUGGGAAAGUUUGUAUUCCCUGCAGACUUUGUUAUCCUGGACUGCCAGGUAGAUGAGGAGAUACCCAUCAUUCUGGGAGGCCAUUCUUAG
Nicotiana attenuata is the source of this 411-nucleotide messenger RNA. RefSeq lists its product as uncharacterized. NCBI's taxonomy places the organism in Eukaryota, Viridiplantae, Streptophyta, Magnoliopsida, Solanales, Solanaceae. The transcript has a single exon. Bases 1 to 411 code for a protein of 136 amino acids. The record is from RefSeq and is a predicted model, not a curated record.